AAUCAGAGACUCAAACUCAGUGCCUUGUGUCCCACAUCGAACCACAAAGAGAACCCAGACAAAGUCACCUCUCAAAUCGAAUAGGUUUAUGAGUUUAACAUGACUUAGUUUCAUGUUUCAAUCUACCCACUAAGUAGCCACCUACCGUCUCCCACCCACCACCAAAAAUCCCAAUUCCUAAUCCCAUUUUGUUUUUUCUUCUAUUUAUAGCUUCAAUCUUUGGACCAAAGCUUCAAUCUUUUCUCUCUGUUUGUGAUCAAUGGAGGCUCAACUGUUCAGGGCCUCUUCGUCUUCUGCGAUUCUCGCUGCUCCUCGAGCCUCAGGAUUCAAUUACUCGGUGGCCCUGAGAAAAAGUCACAGCUUCACAUGUGUCAGUUCUGGCUUAGCUAAGAAAGGAAGCCUGUCAGUUCAGGCGACCGUAACUUCAAAUGGAACGUUGGUCACAAAGAAUAGGGUGGAUGAAACUGAUAAUUUGACCCUAGAAGGUAUAAGACACUCUUUGAUUCGUCAGGAGGAUAGCAUCAUAUUUAGCCUUCUGGAGAGAUCUCAGUAUUGUCAUAAUGCGUCUACAUAUGACCCCAAUGCUUUUCCUAUGGACGGGUUCCAGGGCUCUUUGGUAGAGUACAUUCUUCAAGAAACAGAAAAACUUCAUGCUCAGGUGGGUAGAUACAGCAGUCCUGAUGAGCAUGCUUUCUUCCCAGAGCACCUGCCUGCUCCUGUGUUACCGCCUCUGCAAUACCCUGAGGUGCUGCAUCCCAUUGCCCGCUCAAUUAAUAUAAAUAAAAAGGUCUGGGAGCUGUACUUCAGAGAUAUCCUUCCAAGACUGGUUAAGGAAGGAGAUGAUGGUAAUAAUGGAUCAACUGCUGUUUGCGACACAAUGUGCUUGCAGACUCUUUCAAAGAGAAUCCAUUAUGGUAAAUUUGUAGCAGAGUGUAAGUUCCGCUCCGCUCCAGAGUCCUAUGAAGCUGCCAUUAAAGAACAGAAUAGGGACAAGCUGAUGGCUUUGUUGACUUACCCAACUGUUGAGGACGCAAUCAUCAAGAGGGUGGAAAUGAAAGCCAAAACUUAUGGGCAAGAGGUUACAGUGUACAAAGUGAAAGAGGAACAACCCGGCUUGCAGGUUUAUAAGAUGAAACCAGAAUUGGUGGCCGAUUUGUAUGGGGAAUGGAUCAUGCCAUUGACAAAGCAAGUUCAAGUUGAAUAUUUAUUAAGAAGGUUGGAUUAAGAGGUUAUCUCCAAUACCUAUUUGACUGAAGUACAAAAAUUUGUGUUUCUUUAGACAACUCGCUAUAUGUAAUUUGCCAGUUCAUGUUAUUAUUUUGUGAUUAUAACAAGCACCGUCCUAUUUGAUUGUGUAAGUUUCGAAAUAAGCAUCAUAGCCAUAAAAUGGAUGGACUUCCAAUCUUGAUUGGUUGCUGACCUUGCUUUGUCUACAAGCUUUAUAGAAUAUAUUGAAAAAUAGCCAUGAGCCAGAAGGCUGUGCAU
Argentina anserina (silverweed cinquefoil) is the source of this 1485-nucleotide messenger RNA. RefSeq names its product chorismate mutase 1, chloroplastic. The record is from RefSeq and is a predicted model, not a curated record. Gene Ontology annotation, cellular component: cytoplasm. Gene Ontology annotation, biological process: chorismate metabolic process; aromatic amino acid biosynthetic process. Lineage: Eukaryota; Viridiplantae; Streptophyta; Magnoliopsida; Rosales; Rosaceae. The transcript has 6 exons. Gene Ontology annotation, molecular function: chorismate mutase activity. Bases 260 to 1225 code for a protein of 321 amino acids.